UCAUGGACCGCAUGGGAAAGAUCAUCUUCUACGAGGACAGGAACUUCCAGGGCCGCUGCUUUGAGUGCAGCAGUGACUGUCCCGAGCUGAGCUCGCACUUCAGCCGCUGCAACUCCAUCAGGGUGGAGAGCGGAGCCUGGGUUCUGUACGAGAGGCCCAACUACAUGGGCUCCCAGUAUGUCCUGACCAGAGGAGAGUACCCAGAGUACCAGCGCUGGAUGGGCUACAACGACACCGUGCGCUCCUGCCGUAUCAUCCGUCAUAUGUCCGGAUCGCACCGCAUGCGCGUUUUUGAGCGCCCUGAUUUCCUGGGCCAGACGAUGGAGUUCAGUGACGACUGCACCUCCCUGAUGGACCGUUUCCAUUUCCGCGAGGUCCACUCCUGCAAGGUGAUGGAUGGCGCCUGGGUCUUCUUCGAGCAGGCCAACUACAGGGGCCGCCAGUACCUGCUAGAGAGGGGCGAGUACCGCCGCUUCAGUGAGUGGGGUGCCAUGCAUCCCACCGUGGGCUCCAUCCGCCGUGUACAGGAGUACUGAACCUUCUUACAUCCCAUUACAUACAUACAAUACUACUGAUAGAAAAUAAAAUUUAAAUCAACGUGUUUGUGUAAUCCCAA
Molecule: messenger RNA, 616 nt
Organism: Astyanax mexicanus (Mexican tetra)
Lineage: Eukaryota; Metazoa; Chordata; Actinopteri; Characiformes; Acestrorhamphidae
Product: gamma-crystallin M2-like
Exons: 3
Coding region: 3-536 (177 amino acids)
Biological process (GO): lens development in camera-type eye; visual perception
Molecular function (GO): structural constituent of eye lens
Source: RefSeq, a predicted model, not a curated record